Penicillium soppii is the source of this 1833-nucleotide messenger RNA. RefSeq lists its product as uncharacterized. The transcript has 4 exons. The record is from RefSeq and is a predicted model, not a curated record. Gene Ontology annotation, biological process: transmembrane transport. NCBI's taxonomy places the organism in Eukaryota, Fungi, Ascomycota, Eurotiomycetes, Eurotiales, Aspergillaceae. The coding region runs from base 1 to 1833 and encodes 610 amino acids. Gene Ontology annotation, molecular function: transmembrane transporter activity.
AUGGCGCUUCGUCCUUUGAUUAAAAGGGCUCAGGCGGUGUUUCGUCGAACAUCGGCCGACAGGGAGGAGGCUGCGGCUUCUUCGGUCGAUACUGGGGCCGAUGUUGAUAGGACUACCGUUCAUAAUAGCAAGACGGAUGGAGAACGGAUCUCUCAUCCCGAAGAUGCACUUCCAAACAACGGUGCUGAGCUACCUGGUGUGCCCUAUGAAGAACUUCAACGUGGUGUCCAGGAGGCUGAGGCUGUGGCUCAAACCUGGUCCAAAGCCUCACUCAUAUUCGUCUUCAUCAACAUCUGGUUCCUCUACUUUGUCUACGCAUGGGUAUCAUCGGUGAACAGUAGUUUGAGCUCCUAUGUGGCUAGUUCUUUCCAGCAACACUCUCUAUCCGGUUUACCCACUGCUGUCGCCGACGCCUUUUCCGCUGCAGUAUUCCUUCCAGUAGCGAAGAUGAUGGAUACAUGGGGCCGUGCUGAAGGUUUCCUGCUCAUGUCGAUCUGCGCCACAAUUGGUCUGGUUCUUAUGGCCUCGUGCGACAGCUUCGCCAUUUACUGUGCUGCAAAUGUGUUUUACUACUUCGGUUUCAGUGGCAUGGAAUUUGCUGUGGACGUCAUUACUGCCGAUAUCUCUCAGUUGAAAAACCGAGCCCUUGCAUACGCUUUCACUUCAUCCCCUUAUAUUAUCACUGCCUUUGCUGGACCAAAGGUAGCAGAUGAAUUCAACGCUCACACCGGUUGGCGAUGGGCUUAUGGUACUUUCGCUAUCAUUUUCCCUAUCGUGGCUGCACCUUUGUACUUCGUUUUGAAGUUCAACCUUUCAAAGGCCAAGAAAGGGAAUGCUGUGGUCAUCAAAGAAAGCCACGGCAGGAACUUUUUCCAAAAUGUCUGGUUCUGGGUACUUGAGUUUGAUGUGAUCGGAGUCUUCAUCUUCACUGCCGGACUUCUGCUGUUUGAGAUCCCAUUCGAUAUUGCUAGUGAAGCUCCCAACGGCUGGGGCACUGGUUACAUCAUUGCUAUGAUUGUCGUCGGAUUCUCGAUGCUGUUCUUCUUCGCUCUCUACGAGCGCUUCUUUGCUCCGACUCCUUUGCUUCCCUACUCCUUCCUCACUAACCGGACUGUCGUCGGUGCCUGUCUCCUGGACGCAACAUACCAGCUUUCCAACUACUGCUGGAACAACUACUUCCAGAAUUUCCUGCAAGUUGUCAAUGAUCUUAGCAUUGCCGACUCCGGAUAUAUCGUGAAUACCUUCGACGUGGUAUCUGGAGUACUUCUAUUCUUUGUGGGAGCAGCCAUUCGCAAGACAGGCCGCUUUAAGUGGCUCCUCUACAUUUCCGUUCCGCUUUACAUCCUCGGCCAGGGCUUGAUGAUUUACUUCCGUCGUCCGGACCAGAAAGUCGGAUAUCAGAUCAUGUGUCAGAUCUUCCUUUCUGUCGGUGGAUCGAUCUUCAUUAUUGUCGAGCAGCUCUCUAUCCUUGCCGCCGUCGACCACCAGCAUGUUGCUACAGCGCUUGCCUUGCUCAAUGUCGUCGGCACCAUUGGCGAUUCUGCGGGUCUUACUAUCUGCACAGCUAUCUGGAGCAACACAUUCAAAAAGUCUCUCAUUCGGUAUCUGCCCGAUCUCUCAAAUCUGGACGCCAUUUACGAAGAUGUCGACACUCAACUGAGCUAUGCCGUUGGAACGCCCACCAGAAUUGCCAUCCAGAAUGCAUACAGCUACACUCAAGUCAGAAUGCUGGCCGCUGGUUUGGGUAUCAUGGUCCUCGCAUUCGCUUGGACCAUCAUGAUCAAGAACAUCGACCUGAAGAAGGUCGCCCAGGUCAAGGGUGUCGUAUUCUAG